Messenger RNA from Culicoides brevitarsis, 2965 nucleotides. It is a transcript of the gene Asap, whose product is annotated as arfGAP with SH3 domain, ANK repeat and PH domain-containing protein. The transcript has 13 exons. NCBI's taxonomy places the organism in Eukaryota, Metazoa, Arthropoda, Insecta, Diptera, Ceratopogonidae. Gene Ontology annotation, molecular function: protein binding; GTPase activator activity. Gene Ontology annotation, biological process: positive regulation of GTPase activity. The record is from RefSeq and is a predicted model, not a curated record. Gene Ontology annotation, cellular component: cytoplasm. The coding region runs from base 134 to 2872 and encodes 912 amino acids.
ACACAACUCACAGCAUUUCCAGCAGCAUAAAACGCGAUUUAAUCGAUUUGAACGGGCCUUAAAGUUUAUUGAGCCAUCCAAUAGUACAGGAAUAACAGUUUAGUGAGACUAGCAAAGACCGAUUUUCUCCAAAAUGCCAGGAUUCGUUGGAAUCGAGUCUUUUGUUGAAUUAUCAAUUGAUGAUUUAAAGAAUCCGACCAUUUCGCCCUUCGCAGACAAAAUUCCGCAGCUAAAAAAGACCGUAAACAUGCUAGAAGAGACAAUCGACUAUGAUAGAGAGGGAUUGACAAAACUUAAAAAGGCUACAAAGGCAAUCAUCAACUCUGGAAACUCACAUACCGAAAAUGAAAUGUGUCUUGUACGUGCAUUAGAAAGAUUGGGUACGGUUGCUUUGUCAAAGGAAGAGCCAGAUAUUGGUGCUGCUUUUUUGAAAUUUUCUGUCGUUACUAAGGAACUGAGUGCGCUCAUGAAGACUUUAAUGCAAAGUCUAAACAACCUUAUCAUGUUCCCAGUCGACUCACUUUUGAAAAGUGAAUUGAGGGGAGCCAAAGGUGAACUGAAAAAGCCUUUUGAGAAGGCAUCCAAAGAGUAUGAUGUGAGAUACUUAAAGAUUGAAAAGGAAAAAAAAGCUCAAGCCAAAGAAGUAGGAAUGUGUCGAACUGAAGUGUAUCCGACCGAAGUUGCCGACGAAAUGGAGAAAGAACGAAGAAUGUUUCAGUUGCAAAUGUGCGAAUACCUCUUGAAAUUCAAUGAAAUCAAGACAAAAAAGGGAAUUGAACUAUUACAACAUUUGAUCGAGUAUUAUCAUGCACAGCAUAAUUUCUUCAAAGACGGAUUGAAGACAAUAGAACAUUUUGGAACGUACAUAGAGGACUUGAGUAAAAAAUUGCAGGCAAUACGACUCAAACAAGACGAAGAAAAAAAGAAACUAGUAGAUCUCCGACUAUUGCUUAGGAGUGCGCCUGAUUUAGAACGAAAUGAACCUUCAACUCAAGACAAAAACGCAGUGUAUUCUUUGCAUCAACUACAAGGAGAUUCAAGUCAUGGAACUACUAAAACUGGAUAUCUCCUCAAAAAAAGUGAGGGAAAAAUGCGCAAAGUCUGGCAAAGACGAAAAUGUGAAGUUGUAGAUGGUUUCUUGAGCAUAUUUCAUGCCGAUGAGCUUAAAACUCCAACUAAAGUUAAUCUUCUUACAUGCCAAAUAAAGCCUGUGCCAGAUGACAAAAAAAGCUUUGAUUUAAUCAGCUAUAACCGACUUUAUCAUUUUCAAACGGAACAUGAACAAGAUCGGGAUAUAUGGAUAUCAGUAUUAGUAAAUUGUAAGGAAAAACAAUUGUGUAAAGCUUUUCAGCAUACGAACACUAAUCUUACGCCAAGUUUGCGAGAGUAUCAAAAAACGCUUAUCAAGAACGUCCAGUCCCUGCCUGGCAAUGAUAAGUGUUGUGAUUGUGGUUCCAAGAACGAUGUAACGUGGCUAAGUCUUAAUUAUGGUAUAUUAGUAUGUAUUCACUGCUCUGGUAUUCACAGAGAGUUGGGUGUGCAUUACUCACGAAUCCAAAGUUUAAUAUUAGACAAUUUAACGCCGGCACAGUUGUUAAUAGCCAGAAUCAUGGGCAAUAACACAUUCAAUGAAGUUUUCGAAGCCACCGUUGGAGACAUAAAGCUGAAACCAGAAUGCUCAAUGGAGGACCGUUAUGAUUAUAUAAAAGCAAAAUAUGUAUCUAAACGUUAUAUCCUACAUACAAGUACCAAUGACGAGGAUUUGAUGGUUGAUUUAGAACAGGGUGUAUUUAACGGAGACAUUUGUCAAGUUCUACAAGCUUGGGCAGAAGGUGCAGAUUUAGGCCAAAAUUUACCUGGAUCGAAAUUUGGCGAAACGGCGCUACAUUUGGCGGUUCUGCAAUACAACCCUUGUGCAUUGUCGAUCGUUGAAUUUUUGAUUCAACACAUGAACACAAAUGGUUUGAACAGGCAAAUUAAAACUACAAAUGAAGAGUUACGUUCGGCCACUGCACUACACUUGUGUGCAUGGUAUGAUCGAAGAGAAUGCAUUAAGCUUUUACUUAGAAUAGGUUGCGAUUAUUCCAUUUUGAAUGACAAUGGCCAUACAGCUCUUGAUAUUGCUAAGUAUAAGAAACACGAUGAAUGUGUACGACUGAUUCAACAAGCAGAAUCAAAAGAAAAAUCAGUUUUUGACAACGUUGAUUUAGUAUGGAACCUAUCGUCUGAAGAUGACUUUAUAUAUACUGAUUUUUCAGACGAUGAUUAUGUAUUUGAUGAAAAAAAAUCCUCGUCACGACCUGCUAGCUUUACAGGUGGCGAUUCACCUAUUCCUACUAGAUCACGUUCAUCAACGUGCGAAUCCUCUCAAAUAGCACAGACAUUAAAAAAGGCAGGCCAGUUAAUUUCUAGUCAAAAAUCUAAUGUUUAUUCAACUAAUGACAGUAGUUUCCACACAACAAAUUCUGAUAUAGGAAGUGAUAGUUAUGGUAUUCUAAAGUCCCGAAAAUCUUCAAAUAAUUAUGGUACUCUACCAGUAUUGAGACACUCGACAGAAGUAAAUCCUACAACUCUCUAUAGUACACUGCAAACGAGGAAUGAAAAAUCGGCAAAACCCAAUAUUCUCGACCGUCAUAGUCUUUUAACACCCGAUCUUCCACAGAAAGAUAUAAAGAUAAAAUUGAAACGAUGUCGAGCUCUCUACGAUUGUACUGCUGACAAUGAUGACGAAUUGGAAUUUAAAGAAGGAGAAAUUUUGAUAGUUCUGAAUGAAAAUACAGAUGAUGAUUAUUGGAUGGAAGGCGAAAUUGAAGGUGAUAGUAAGAGAAAAGGCAUGUUUCCAUCUAGUUUCGUUGAAAUGUUACCAGGUUAAAAGUUCCAGUCACACACAUAAAUUCAUAUGCAUAUACGAAAAAAAACUAUGAAAAUUAUAUUAACAAAAAACGAGUUUCAACAAUAAAUUAAA